UUAUAACCCGAUUUGCUUUUAAUAGAAAGUGUAUCGCUGUAGAGACUUCAUGUAGUUGUGAAUCCUGAACAGUUGUUCUGAAUCAAACUUCCGUACUCCGAAACGCCAAAGGGAUCCCUGCAAAUUGACAUCUCAGGUCAUCGGACCUUGACGUGUUGAACAUGCGUUUCAUCUAGACCACACGUAGCUAUGCUCUUUUCGUUUCAACUCUAACUGGACGACAGAGAUGGAGGAAACUAGACACAGAUCAUCUGAGGAAAGCAAGAUUUAAUAGUGAUCGUGUCUGGUAGCUACCAAUACCCAAUGGCCGAAACGGCAUCGGAGUCAAGACGAUGUAUUCAUUUCUUCUUAUAUGAUUCGUCAAAAGUCAGAGAGGAAGGUGACCCCACCAGAGCUGGAAUAUGCUACUUUUACCCCGAAGAGACCCCACUGGGUGAGCAGGAGCUGUUAUGCGGGCAGUUGGCAGGUGUGAGUCGAUGCGUGUCUGAACUCUCGUCCUCUCCCGUCCGCCUUCUCCGCUUGCGUAAGAGCAAGUACGCUGUGCACAUGAGAGACCACUACUUGUGGGCUCUCAGCUGUUCUGUAGACAUUCCGGAUGUGAGUGUGUGUGAAUUCCUGGAUCAACUGAUUGAUCUCUUUUGUUUCUACAACGGUCCAGUCCGCCAGAGCUACCAGCUGCACAGUCAGGAGGAGCUGUCUGAGCGGUGGGCCAGGUAUCUGUCUCACCUGCAGUCUGGCUCCACCGAGCUCCACCACAUCUUCAGCUGCCUGAGAACCAUCGAUUCUACCCACAUUGAUCCUCUGCUGUUGCUGAAGGCUGCCCUCAUUCUCCAGGCAUGCCAACGCUGCCCCCUGGUGUUAGCCGGGUGCAUUCUUUACAGGGGCAGGGUGGUCAGCACACAGAUGCCUCCUGAGCUGACAAUGAAGGUGAUGGUGCACGAGACAGAAACGUUUAGCCAGGAUCACAAGCCUCAGGCCAAUGGGCAUGGCUCAGGGCGGUCACCGUCUCACAGCACGGUGAUCACUCCCGUGUUUCUCAGCCCCUUUGAGCUGAAGAUGCUGCGCUGCCCUCCGGUGGACAAGGCCUGCAGGACUCACUGCACUCCACAGCCUGUCAGUCAACCGAGGAAGUCCCGCCUCUCGCGCACUUUAUCUGACACCCCAUCCACUGAGGCUGACUCACUCGACUCCACCCACUGCCCUCCUCUCACAUCCUGUCAGACCAUGCCCUCCACCCCUCGGUCCUCCAUUUCCGACGAGUCCUCUUUCAGCCCCUGCUAUCCACAUGUCGCAUCAACCCCUCGCAUUAACCUGACGUGCCAAUCCGAAAGUUGCUAUGAGUCACCUGACCACAGCUUAUCCAAUGGGAGCCUCUCGUGUGAAGUGGAGGCGGGCAACGUGACCAGACACGAUAGCGAAUCCAGCCCUAGCCGUAAACAGAGGGAAAUUCGAGAUUCAGACAAGAGGCAAGAUUUGGGGUGUGACCAGUCAGGAUUAAAGAACAAAAGUGAAAGUUCAAAUGAAGAAGAGAGCGUCGGUCAAAAUGGAAACAGCAUUCAAACCAAUGGGAACCAUUCAAAGCGACAAAGCCCUGACAACCAGUCCAUUGGGAGUUGCCACAGCGACCAGUUUCACGACAGCUUAGGCAAGGAGGUUGACAAAGAGGAUCAUGAGAGUAAUAAGGAGGACAGACCACGAGAGGGGGAAGAGAGAGAGAGGGAAGAAGACGUGAAGGAGUUUGCUGGUAAAGCCCAGGGUAAAAAAGCUGCCCGGAAUGGUGAGGUGCCCUCAGAACCGGCCCUGGAGCCAAUGAUGCUGUACCAGCAAAGAGUGAGGGGGCUAGUGCUCGCCCUGCUGGUGGAGCCUCAGUUUAACACUGACCACAACGCCAAGGAAGAAGUGUGCCACAGCAGUUUGGCCUCCCUUAAUGGUCUGGAAGCCCAUUUGAGGACCAGCUCUCCAGGGGCCCCUGGUAUACAGGGGCCGUACACCUUCGCCCAUUACGACUGCAUUCAGAACACCCUCACGACUAACGUGUGUGGACGCUCUGCUGGACCCCAGGACAAACCUUUUGUAAAAGCCACUGCACUGAUUCACUCCCAUUUCUCUCACACUGACUCCCUGCAGGAGGUGAUUACCAGGAAUGCGGGUUCUGCUGUCUACGGCACACGAAGUGCAGCUCAGGAAACUUACUUCCUUCAGCACGGCACGGUGGCUCGGAACUCCGGCGUUCCCAACCAUCAGGACAGCGCCUUCUCCCUUCCCAGCAAAGCCCGUCACCGGCUCCUCAAACACGGAGUCAACCUCCUCUGACCGCUCCUGGUGACCUGACCAUGACCCCUCAGCUCCCAACUCUCAUCUUAACAUAAAAAAAUGUAUCGUCACACUCAGAGCGCUCAGGAAGGAUAUGUUCUCAAUGAUUCACUCUCUUCUUUUUUUCUUCUCUCUUCUUUUCUUGUCUUUCCUUCUUUCUUUCUCUUGGACCAUCUCUGGUCGUUAGUUUGUAGCGUGCCAAACCCGGCAUUUCUCUCCAGUUUUACAGUGCAUAUUCUUUGGAAGAGACAUUGAGAAUAUAAGACAGAAAUAUUCGUUUGGAGAACGAGAGAUUCAGAUUAGCUGUACACUGUAUCAUAGUGUGAUGGUUACGUACUGUAUUGUAUUAUGUU
Messenger RNA from Chanos chanos (milkfish), 2666 nucleotides. RefSeq names its product HPS4 biogenesis of lysosomal organelles complex 3 subunit 2 (gene hps4). NCBI's taxonomy places the organism in Eukaryota, Metazoa, Chordata, Actinopteri, Gonorynchiformes, Chanidae. The transcript is spliced from 13 exons. Bases 304 to 2313 code for a protein of 669 amino acids. Gene Ontology annotation, molecular function: guanyl-nucleotide exchange factor activity; small GTPase binding. Gene Ontology annotation, cellular component: BLOC-3 complex; lysosomal membrane; cytoplasmic vesicle. The record is from RefSeq and is a predicted model, not a curated record. Gene Ontology annotation, biological process: melanosome assembly; protein targeting; vesicle-mediated transport.